Messenger RNA from Drosophila guanche, 2876 nucleotides. RefSeq names its product polypeptide N-acetylgalactosaminyltransferase 1 (gene Pgant1). Bases 409 to 2202 code for a protein of 597 amino acids. Gene Ontology annotation, cellular component: Golgi apparatus. The transcript is spliced from 3 exons. NCBI's taxonomy places the organism in Eukaryota, Metazoa, Arthropoda, Insecta, Diptera, Drosophilidae. The record is from RefSeq and is a predicted model, not a curated record.
AAUUAUGUUUAUAUGGCCGGAGAGACGUCGGGGGUCGGUCGCGCUUAGAAUUAAUAUUUCCAUUUAGUCUAGUUUAAGUCACUGAAGCGGGUGGGCGGCGCUAUUCAAUCAGCGCUGGUGCCAGAAACGAGUAAAAACUGGAAUUCAUAUUCGCAUUCGCGCAUAGCCAUUCAGAGCUAGUGAAAAAAAAAGAAAAAACAUAUGCAUACCCAAUGCCUGUGUGCCGUGUGUACGACUCGACUCCGUGACAAAUGAAGCUACUAGUGUAGGAGAGAAAAAUUAGCCAGAGACGAGGAAGACGUAAUCCACAGCCACGUCUGCGUCUGUGGCGUUGCAAUUGAAAGUGACCAGACCAGUGCUACCUCAACCAGAAAGCAACACCCGCCAACCACCACAAAAGCAACCAGAAUGCUGCCUCGGUUUCGUUCCUUCUAUGGCAAACUAAUCAUAUUCAUAUUGGUUGCCCUGUGCUUCAUCCUGUACAGCAAGGUGCAGCAGCCAAGCGGCGAUGAAGGGCCUCCUGCUCGAGCAGCCGCCCUCAGGGGCCACGCUCGAGACAGAUACAGUGCGUACGGCGAGAGCGAAAACGAAAUCGCCCGACCCGCUACAGUGUCCCCCUAUGAGCAAAGCAUCCAGCUGGACCUAGAAAAACAGAAGGUGGGCCUUGGCGACCAGGGCGCGUCAGUGCACCUGUCUGGCAAGGCCAAGGAGCGCGGGGACGCCAUCUACAAGAAGAUCGCUCUAAACGAGGAACUGAGUGAGCAGUUAUCCUACAACCGCAGCGUGGGCGACCACCGCAAUCCCUUGUGUCUGGCUCAACACUUCGAUGCCAGUACUCUGCCCAGUGCCAGCGUGAUCGUAAUUUUCUACAACGAACCUUACUCCGUACUGCUGCGGACCGUGCACAGCACUCUAAUAACGUGCACUGAGCAGGCCUUGAAGGAAAUCAUCCUUGUGGACGAUGGCAGUGACAAUCCCGAACUGGGGGGAAAGCUGGACUACUACAUUCGCACGCGCACUCCCCCCGGCAAGGUGACGGUGCUGCGCCUAAAGAAUCGAUUGGGACUGAUACGCGCCCGUUUGGCCGGAGCCAGAAUUGCCACAGGAGAUGUGCUCAUCUUUCUCGAUGCACACUGCGAGGGCAACGUGGGCUGGUGUGAGCCGCUGCUGCACCGGAUCAAGGAGUCGCGCACGAGCGUCUUGGUACCCAUCAUCGAUGUGAUCGAUGCCAAUGACUUUCAGUACAGCACCAACGGCUACAAGUCCUUCCAAGUGGGCGGAUUCCAGUGGAACGGUCACUUCGAUUGGAUUAAUCUGCCAGAGCGGGAGAAGCAGCGACAACGACGGGAAUGUAAACAGGAGCGGGAAAUCUGCCCAGCCUACAGUCCGACCAUGGCCGGCGGUCUGUUUGCCAUGGAUCGGCGUUACUUCUGGGAGGUGGGCAGCUAUGACGAGCAAAUGGACGGCUGGGGAGGUGAGAACCUGGAAAUGUCGUUCAGGAUCUGGCAGUGCGGCGGCACCAUUGAGACGAUUCCCUGCUCCCGAGUGGGACACAUCUUCCGCGACUUCCAUCCUUACAAAUUCCCUAAUGAUCGUGACACGCACGGCAUUAAUACGGCCCGCAUGGCCUUGGUGUGGAUGGAUGAGUUCAUCAAUAUAUUCUUUCUCAACCGGCCCGAUCUCAAGUUCCAUGCGGACAUCGGGGAUGUCACCCACCGAGUGAUGCUUCGGAAGAAGCUGCGCUGCAAAAGCUUCGAGUGGUACCUGAAGAACAUCUACCCGGAGAAGUUUGUGCCCAACGCAAAAGUUGUGGGUUGGGGCAAGGUAAAAGCUGUCAGUACCAACUUGUGCCUUGAUGACUUGCUACAGAACAACGAGAAGCCCUACAACGUAGGCCUCUAUCCAUGCGGAAAGGUCCUGCAGAAGUCGCAGCUCUUCUCGUUGACCAACUCACAGGUGCUGCGAAACGAGCUCAGCUGCGCAACCGUCCAGCAUAGCGACUCACCACCAUACCGGGUGGUGAUGGUGCCCUGCAUGGAGAACGACGAAUAUAACGAGCAGUGGAAAUUGGAGAACCAGCAUCUGAUACACAGCAACACGGCCAUGUGCCUUGACCACAAGGGCCUCAAGACCGUGGACGAUGCCCAAAUGGCGCCAUGCGACUCCAACAGCGAAACGCAACGUUGGACCAUCGAACACUGAAGCGACACUGAGAAGACAGGGAUUGCGAUGGGGACGGGAUGGAAGGGACCAAACCAACUGAGAGAAACUGACUAACGCUGACUGCGCAGCAUAUUAGUGCAACAUCUUGUAAAUACAUAACCGAAUUCUAGAAUUACAUAUAUAUUUUCUAUACGCUGUAUACUCUGAACGUGUAUACCAGCAUUGACCAUUGGGAUCGGUAGCUAAAGCAAAUCGAAACAUCUUUAAACAAAUCAAAACCAGCGGCGAAUCAAACACAAACAAGUCAACUUAGAAAGCUAAUAAGAUGAAUAACAAUUACCUGUGUGUUGUGUAUUUUGUGUGUAUAAAUAUAAUUAGAGCAAGUUGUAAAAUAUAACGUCGGUACAUCCUACGAGUAUGUACAUAAAUGCUUCACCGAUAAUUAUAAUCGCAAUGUGAUCACGUAACCAUGAAAGCGAUGCGAUGCGAUGCGAUACAUGAGCAAAGUGUGUAACAAAUGCAUUCCACGGAUUUAAAGGGAACGGAACGGAAGGAAGAAGGGGAAUCAACCGCUUUCAUCGAAAGUCUACUCGAAUAACCAACUAUGUAAACUGUAAACUAAAAGUGUUAUAAGCAUUUAUCUACUAAUAUACCUUUUUUGCCAUUUGUUUUCAUAAAUAAAAAACUUCCAAGUGGAAGACACACAUCUUUAA